This is a messenger RNA of Hemisphaericaspora subhashii, 747 nucleotides long. It is a transcript of the gene GPM1, whose product is annotated as phosphoglycerate mutase. The transcript has a single exon. Bases 1 to 747 code for a protein of 248 amino acids. The record is from RefSeq and is a predicted model, not a curated record. Gene Ontology annotation, molecular function: intramolecular phosphotransferase activity. Gene Ontology annotation, biological process: glycolytic process. NCBI's taxonomy places the organism in Eukaryota, Fungi, Ascomycota, Pichiomycetes, Serinales, Debaryomycetaceae.
AUGCCAAAGUUAGUUUUAGUCAGACACGGUCAAUCCGUUUGGAACGAAAAGAAUUUAUUUACUGGAUGGGUUGAUUGUCGUUUAUCAGAAACUGGUGAAAAAGAAGCCAAAAGAGCUGGUGAAUUAAUUAAAGAAGCUGGUAUUCAAUGUGAUAUUUUACAUACUUCUAAAUUAUCCCGUGCUAUUCAAACUGCUAAUAUUGCUUUAGAUGCUGCUGAUCAAUUAUAUAUCCCAGUCAAGAGAUCUUGGAGAUUAAAUGAAAGACAUUAUGGUGAUUUACAAGGUAAAGAUAAAGCUCAAACUUUAGAAAAAUAUGGUAAAGAAAAAUUCCAAACUUAUAGAAGAUCUUUUGAUGUUCCACCACCAGUUAUUUCUGCUGAUUCUGAAUUCACUCAAGUUGGUGAUGUUAGAUAUAGUGAUGUUGAUCCAGCUUGUGUUCCAAGAACCGAAUCUUUGAAAUUGGUCAUUGAUAGAUUAUUACCUUAUUGGCAAGAUGAAAUCAGUGCUGAUUUAUUAGCUGGUAAGACUGUUAUCAUUGCUGCUCAUGGUAAUUCUUUAAGAGCUUUAGUUAAACAUUUAGAUGGUAUUUCUGAUGAAGAAAUUGCUGGAUUAAAUAUCCCAACUGGUAUUCCAUUAGUUUAUGAAUUAGAUGAAGCCUUAAAGCCAACUAAACCAGCUUACUACUUGGACCCAGAAGCUGCUGCUGCCGGUGCUGCUGCUGUUGCUGCUCAAGGUCAAAAGAAGUAA